Gavialis gangeticus (Gharial) is the source of this 1412-nucleotide messenger RNA. RefSeq names its product coiled-coil domain containing 71-like (gene CCDC71L). The coding region runs from base 94 to 603 and encodes 169 amino acids. The record is from RefSeq and is a predicted model, not a curated record. The transcript has 2 exons. Lineage: Eukaryota; Metazoa; Chordata; Crocodylia; Gavialidae.
GCAGCCUCCGCCUGGGAUUUUAAAGCUCCAUCUUGGCCGCGGCGGCAGGAUCUAGAGUGCGCUCCGCAGCGAGGAGGCGCAGCGGCCGCCCCCAUGUCCCGCAGGAGGAAGGUGGCGGCGGCGGCCGGGGGGAAGCCGCAGGGCAGCAGAGGAGAGGCGGCGGCGGCGGCGGCCCCGGGGGUGUCGGGCGCUGCGGAGAAAGUUGUGUACUCGCGCUCGCAGGUGUCGUUCGCCGGCAUCAAGGCGCUGGGCGACGCCAUCAAGCUCUUCAUGCCCAAGUCCACGGAGUUCAUGCGCUCGGACUCGGAGCUGUGGGACUUCCUGUGCAGCCUCAAGCACGAGUUCUCGCCGGUCAUCCUGCGCAGCAAGGACGUGUACGGCUACGCCUCGUGCCGCGCCGAGGUGCCCGCGCCGCCGCCGCCCCGCGCCCGCCGCCCGGCGGCCACGCCGCGUCCUCCCGCCUUCCCCUGCAGCAUCCGCGUGCGGGGCAGCGUGUGGGGCCGGCGGAGCCUGGCGGCGGCGCGGAGACAGGCGCAGCGCAUCCUGCGCGUGGACCUGUCGCCCGUGGUGCGGCUCCGCCGCCUGCCCAUGGCGCGGUGCUGAGCGCCGGGACCGGACGGGACGAGCUCCGCGCACCUGUUCACACGGCCCCGCCUGCGCCGCGUCCUGCUGCACUUUAGAGACCCCCCACCCCCCCCGAGCCUGGGGCCGCGGCCUGGCGGGGACUUAACCGAGGAGCCGCUGGCAGCGCCUGCCCAGCUGCACUGGGAUGUGCUCAGGGUGGCCGGACUCGGCUCCUCUGGCUGAAGCUUUUGACCAAGGAUGUUUGUUGCCUCAGGAAGCAGGACCAGGGGUAGUGGGGAUGGUGCAAAACCUCUUUCUUUCUUCCUUUUUUUUAACCUUCUCGCCCAGCUUUGAGGCCUGGCUGGGCGCCAUGGACUUGUUAUGCGUUUUGUAUCCACAAUCCUUUCUACUCUUUUAUAGCUGACCCCGGGAUUUGCUUUUUACAGAGCGCCCAAAGCGGCUUAAAGUGUUCAGCUCUCUUUUUGGACAGACCCAGGUUUGAUUUAAGGGAAGUUGGAGAUGCAGUGGUCCUCCCGGGGCUCAGAGAAACAGCCUGCAAAGAGAUGGGCUUGCUGAGGAGCUUCCGAUACCUUUGCUGUGAUCUUAGAGGGACAAAAGGCUUGAUUCUAGACUGUUCUCGUUAAAAGCAAAAACAAAAAGACAAGCAAACACAAAGAACCAUCCAAAGUUGGGGAAGACUGUUGAACAUGUAACAAAUGGUUAAUGUGACUUGCCAGCCACUUUGGCCGCUUAUAGAAGCGGGUGGUUAGUUAGAGUGGCUAACACCUAAAUGCUACGUGAUUGAAGUACAAUAUUUAAAAUAAACAGCAAUGAAGCUUGAUUUAUCA